AUGGGAAAAGAAAAAUCUUCAAAAAAAGUUCAACAAAAACCUUUACAUGUACAAUUAACAGAAAAUAUAUUGCCAAAUAGAAAAGCAAGAACAAAAUAUGCGAUCAGAAACCAAGAAAAAGAAAAGGACGAUGAAUUUGUUGAUUCUAAGCUUUCACAAAAAAUUCUCAAAAUUGCAAAAGAACAGCAAGAAGAAUUAGAAAAAGAGCAAGGACAGAAGCAGGAGGAGGACAAAACAAUUGAGAAACAAAAUAAAACUUUGUCAGAUAUUAUAAUGGAAAAAAUUGAAUCACAGCAAAAUUCGAAAAAGCAAAUGUCUUUAGAUAAGGAAUCAACAUCAUCAUCAACUGUGAAUCCAAAAGUUGUUGAAGUUUACUCAAAAGUUGGUACUUUGUUAAGUGGGUAUAAAUCUGGUAAGAUUCCAAAGGCCUUCAAAAUUAUUCCAUCACUACCAGAUUGGGAGGAUAUAUUAUAUCUCACAAAACCUGAAAAUUGGACUCCACAUGCAACAUUGCAGGCAACUCGUAUUUUUGCUUCUAAUCUAAGUGAUAAACAAUCUCAAAGAUUUUUUGAUAUUGUACUUUUGGAUAAAGUUCGUGAUGAUAUAAAAGAAAACAAAAAACUUAAUCCUCAUCUAUAUAUGGCAUUAAAAAAAGCUUUAUAUAAGCCAGCUGCAUUUUUCAAAGGAAUUUUGUUUCCAUUGUCAGCAAUUGUUGGUAGUGUAAUAUCUAAAGUUAGUAUCCCGAUGCUUCAUUCUUCAGCUGCACUAUUACGAUUGGCAGAAAUGGAUUAUACUGGUCCCAGCAGUUUAUUUAUUCGCAUUUUGCUUGAUAAAAAAUAUGCAUUACCAUACAAAGUUGUAGAUGCUUUGGUAUUUCAUUUUGUUAGAUUUAAAAACGAUGAAAGGAAAAUGCCUGUAUUAUGGCAUCAAUCUUUUUUAGUAUUUGCACAAAGAUAUAAACAAGAUUUGACACCAGAGCAGAAAGAAGCACUGUUUGAUGUACUUAAAUCUAAAUUGCAUGAACAAAUCACACCUGAAAUUCGACGAGAAAUUGCUAACUCUGUUGCUCGUGAUGAAAUCAUCCAAGAUUUGAUCUACAUUGGUUGCUCAAAUAUUUUUGAUAUUAUUCCAAGAUUUAUAAAUAAAUUACAUAUUAACAAAAAAGAAGAUAUGAGUUCAGGACUUCCUUGGCUUGAAAAAUAUCGACCGGUAGUUUUAGAUGAUAUAGUUGGAAAUGAAGAUAUUGUUGAGAGGCUGAAGGUGAUUGCAAAUGAUGGUAAUAUGCCACAUAUGCUUUUAUCUGGAGCACCAGGUGUUGGUAAAACUACUAGUAUUUUAUGUCUUGCGCGUGCAUUAUUAGGAGAUCAUUAUAAUAAUGAUGCUGUGUUGGAACUAAAUGCAUCCGAUGAUAGAGGUAUUGAUGUUGUUAGAAAUACAAUCAAAACAUUUGCUCAAAGAAAAAUUAAUUUACCAGUUGAAUUAUUUUCAAAGACAACUAGAUUUGCACUUGCAUGUAACAUAUCAAACAAAAUUAUUGAACCAAUUCAAAGCAGAUGUACUAUAUUUAAAUUUAAAAAAUUAACAGAUGAUAUGAUCGAAAAAAGAUUAUUAGAAAUUUGUAAACAUCAAGAUGUAAAAUAUGUUCCUAAAGGUAUUGAUGCAAUCGUAUUUACAUCAGAAGGUGACAUGCGACAAGCUAUCAAUAAUUUACAGUCAAUUUUCAAUGGAUUUGGAAUAGUUACUGAAGAGAACGUCUAUGUGAAUUGUGAUGUGCCACACCCACACUUAUUAGGUGAAAUUCUUGAUAAUUGUUUAAAUGGAAAUGUAUCAGAGGCUAUGGAUAAAAUGACAAACCUUUUACAUAAGGGACAUAGUGCUGAGGGCAUUGCCACUACUCUGUUCAGGGCAUUAAAGACAAAAAAUGAAAUAAAUGAAGCAAUGAGAUUGGAAAUUAUAUUUGAAGUUGGAACGGCACAUAGGAAAAUUUUAGAAGGUGUAGCAACAGAAAUCCAACUUUUAGCAUUGAUUGCAAGAAUCUCCAAGAUAAACAAAAGAUUGAAAAAAAUUUAA
Molecule: messenger RNA, 2070 nt
Organism: Entrophospora candida
Lineage: Eukaryota; Fungi; Glomeromycota; Glomeromycetes; Entrophosporales; Entrophosporaceae
Source: the annotation of a GenBank genome assembly